Cladophialophora psammophila CBS 110553 is the source of this 513-nucleotide messenger RNA. RefSeq lists its product as uncharacterized. Lineage: Eukaryota; Fungi; Ascomycota; Eurotiomycetes; Chaetothyriales; Herpotrichiellaceae. The record is from RefSeq and is a predicted model, not a curated record. The coding region runs from base 1 to 513 and encodes 170 amino acids. The transcript has a single exon.
AUGGACCAAGGAGCGGAAUAUGCAAAGUCGCUGCAACAUGGACUUGCCUCCCUCUCCGCUGGGGCUCAGGAGCAGCAUGAUCCAAAGAACGAGUUCGCCUUCGAAUUGGUUCCGUCACAGCACAUCGACGAACUAACAUUCCCGACGACAUUUCAUUUCCAGACCCCAGAAGGUGCCAUCUUCCAUACCUGGUCCUGGACCGCAUCACUAAUAAUUGGUGUCUGCAUGACCAGUCUCUGCCACAAAGACGAUCAGUGGCAAGAAUUAGACUCCUCUGCCACUGAUUCUGCAACACAAAACAUUUGCAUGUCUUAUGAGUAUGCAGCUAACUUGAAGCCGCUGGGAGCGCAGUUCCUUCAGUUGCCUCUCAUAUGCGCCUUCUUUGUCUGCUGUGAGGAAGUCAAGAACUGGAUCCUGCGAAAAAUCAACUUGCUGGUCAGCGAGUUGCACAUUUACUAUACUAGGGAAUUUCUUGAACCAAUGGCGGCCUCGAUCCUGGGGAAUCUAGGUUGA